Chelonus insularis is the source of this 1909-nucleotide messenger RNA. RefSeq names its product epsin homolog lqf (gene lqf). Bases 116 to 1828 code for a protein of 570 amino acids. The transcript has 11 exons. NCBI's taxonomy places the organism in Eukaryota, Metazoa, Arthropoda, Insecta, Hymenoptera, Braconidae. The record is from RefSeq and is a predicted model, not a curated record. Gene Ontology annotation, molecular function: clathrin binding; phospholipid binding. Gene Ontology annotation, biological process: endocytosis. Gene Ontology annotation, cellular component: clathrin vesicle coat; plasma membrane; endosome.
GAUAAUAACUACUGAUAAAACAUAAUAAAAGUAUAUACAUUUUAUUUUUUCUAGGAAAACAGUGACGAUUGGUCAGUUUUAAACAAAGAGAAUACAUAUAAGUUAUUUUGGAAAAAUGAGAAGACAAGGCCAAGACGUAAUGCAAGUUAAUCUAGCAGGCAUUAGGCGUGAUAUUUUGAACCUUGCUCACAACUACAGCAAUGCUCAGAAAGCAGUAAGGAAAGCAACAAGCAACGAUCCAUGGGGUCCUAGCAGCACGUUGAUGGCUGAAAUAGCCGAUUUAACUUACAAUGUAGUAGCAUUUACUGAAAUAAUGCAAAUGUUAUGGAAACGACUCAAUGAUCAUGGAAAAAAUUGGCGGCAUGUUUACAAAGCUUUGGUUCUAUUAGAAUAUUUAAUUAAAACAGGUUCAGAAAAAGUGGCACAGCAGUGUAAAGAGAAUAUAUUUGCUAUACAAACACUUAAAGACUUUCAACAUAUGGAAGGAAUCAAGGAUCAAGGAAUUAAUGUAAGAGAAAAAGCUAAACAAUUAGUGGCCUUAUUAAAAGACGACGAAAGAUUACGAAAUGAACGAGCUCGAGCUUUAAAAGCUAAAGAAAGAUUUGCUCAAUCCGUUAGCGGUUUCGGAAGUGAUGGCUUAGAUUCUGUGGGAGAUUUGUGUUCUCCAGAUUGGGAACCCUAUCGCAAUAAAACCGAAUCAAAACCCGAAUUGGAAGCUGCAAGACCACAAACUGUCGGUGAAGAGGAAUUACAACUACAAUUGGCUCUUGCUAUGUCACGAGAGGAAGCUGAACAAGAAGAACAAAGAAGACGCAGUGACGAUGUUAGAUUGCAACUUGCUCUCAGCCAGAGCCAACAAGAUUUCAAAGCACCGCCGACUGAAAAAGCAAGCCACAUGCUCGAUUUGCUUGAUGUGAACUUGGGUGAAGCCAGUGGUGGAGGUCCUCAACCACAGCCACAACAGCAACAACAGCAGCAAGUUGAUCCUUGGGGUAUUCCCAUUGUACCUCCACCACCAAGACCGCAGUCAUUGGAUUUAUCUAGCUAUUACGACUACAAGGCUCAUGCCGAUCCUUGGAGUGUUCCUACAACGAGUACAACGCAGCCCAUUGAUCCAUGGGCUCCAGUUCCUCCUCAGCGUCCAACUGCCUCUGUUGAUCCAUGGCGAGCACCUGCACCAUCUCCAGCAACUGUUGCAUCGCCACGUACCAAUGAUCCUUGGUCUCUUUCACCAACAACUACUGAAGCCUUGACAACACCGUCCACGUCGUUUAAUAACUCGACGCUUACGCAAAAUAUUGGAUUCACUGCACAAUCACCACAAAAUAUUGGUUUCAACGUCAAUGCAACUGGAUUUAGUAGCAACACCAAUGGAUUUGGAAAUUCUGGGAGUACUUUUAAUAAUUUUAAUACUCAAACCCAAGGAAAUGCUUCUGCAAGUUCUCCCGGUGAUUUAGAUGAAUUUGAUAUUAUUACCAAUAGAAAUAAAAUUGGUGCAAGCCCUCAACCAAUUAAUAAUGGUGGUACAAUGUCACCAGAUCCAUUUGAUCUUGGAACUUUGAAUGAUAAUUUACCAUCUCAAAGUACAGGUGCUGUUAAAAAAACACCACAAUCAUUUCUUGGAGAGAACUCUGCCCUUGUCAAUCUUGACAAUCUCGUGAGCACAUCAACAAUCAAAGCUCCUGCUGCUCCAACAACUGCUUAUGCUGCUAAUCCAUUUGCAACUGUAACACCACCACCACCACGUCCUUCAAUCAAUCAGAUUCGACAGGAACCUUGGACAGGAAAUGGAGCUGCAUCAACUACAGCCAAUCCAUUCCUUUCGUAGCUGAUUAAUACAUGAGAUAAAUCAACAAAAAUAGUAACAACAAUUAUUUAAAACAAUUUAUUAAAUAAAAAAAAAAAAAUA